AGCCAUUUCUCGGGUUGCAGCCAGUCGCAGCCAGUUCUCAGGUCACUGCGCGAAAGGCCAUGGACAAGCUAGCGCCCGUGCUAGGUGGUCUUGGGGGCCUAUGGGCUGCGUACAACAUCGUGCCGGUGAUGUAUCGCUGGGAGCUCAUCCCAGGAGUGGCAUCGGAGGAGUGGUGGGCCAGGGCGAAGACGAUCAAGUACGACCACUACUCGGAGGGCAUCAUUUACUCCCCCUAUGACACUGGCGACCCCAUCAGGGAGAUGCCGGAGCAGUGCAAAGGCAAGAUGCUACUGCGCCAGAAGCGCGGCGGCUGGAAGCUUCAGAGCGAGAUGGAGGAAUAGACGCGGGAUCUUCGGAGUUUCAGAUAUUUGAAGGAUCUCAGUGCGUCGUUCACUGACCGAUGUUUGAUUCCAAAGAAUGUGGCCAG
Molecule: messenger RNA, 427 nt
Organism: Effrenium voratum
Lineage: Eukaryota; Dinophyceae; Suessiales; Symbiodiniaceae
Source: the annotation of a GenBank genome assembly